GAGCGUUGCGUGUGCCGUGCGCACCUUGUUAUAUAUAUUAUAUUAGACAAUCUCAAAAUAUUAAACUAUAGUUCUAAUGUUAUUAACUUGUUAGUAUUUACUUACCAAACUAAAACAGUAUUUAAUUUAUUUUUGUGUGAUUGAAAUAAUUACUGACAUAAUAAGCUUAUCUAAAGCCAAAGUUUUAUCAAAAUUUACAAACAUUGGAUAACUCUGUAAAUAAAUUAAUUCACAUUGUAUUAUUAGUUCGUUUUUAAAUUAGUGUGUCCGUAGUUUUUUUUUAUAUAUUUUAACUGCAUAAUUUUGUACAUUGUACCUACUUUAUAAAAAAUAUAUAAUGAGUCCCAAAAGUGCGAGUGCAAAAAAAAACGAUGUUUCUUCGAUCGGAAAAUUAUAUCUCAUAGCAUAUAAUACUGUACAAACUUUAGGAUGGGGAUACCUGUUGUUACAAACAUUAGUAUAUUUCCUGAAUCAAGGCACUCUGGACAACUAUUGGACCGAAAUCAAGUGGACUGUAGUAAUCUUCCAGAAUGCUGCAAUACUUGAGGUGGUGCACGCGGCCACCGGACUGGUGCCGUCGGGCGUGGUGACGACGCUGGCGCAGGUGUACUCGCGCGUCUUCCUCGUGUGCGGCGCGCUGCUCGCCACCGCCGGUGCCACGCGCAGCCCCGGCCUGCCGCUCUGCGUGCUCGCCUGGUCCAUCACGGAGACCAUCCGAUACGCGUACUACGCUCUCAACCUCGUCAAGUUGGUGCCGCAUUUCCUGCUAGUCACCAGGUACUCCACGUUCCUGGCGCUGUACCCGCUGGGCGUGACGGGCGAGCUGCUGUGCAUGUACCACGCGCUGGACGAAAUCGCCGAGAGGCAGCUCUGGACCGUGUCCAUGCCCAACCCUUACAACUUCGUCUUCAGCUACUACCACUUCCUAGUGUUCUACAUGUUCCUGUAUGUUCCUCUAUUCCCCGUACUUUUCGGUCACAUGAUGAGCCAAAGAAGAAAAAUGUUGGGAAAAGACCCGAAGAAAACCCAUUAAUUGAAUAAUACGGGUUUGUUACAUAAGUAUUAAGUGGUUUUUUAGCAGAAAUUCUUGAGGCGCUCACUUAGUGGUUACCUUAUUUGGCAAGCACUAAAUGCAAAUUCCUAUUUAUUAUUUUUAACCUUAAUUGUAAGAACGCGUUUGCGAUAUGUAUUAUUUUAUUAACAAGUUAGUGACCAUUCGACCACAUGUGAGGAUUGUCUACUGUGUGACAAAAUCGGCUUAAAAAUAUUAGUGCGCUUUACCGCCACUGGAGACAAACGUUAGACGAUUCAAGACUUUACUUCGGAUCAUUUCAUUUGGCCACCAAUUCCUAAUGUCACUUCGCUGUGCUAUCGGCAAAUAUAUGGCUGCGACACUUUCAUUUGCAAUGUUAACGAAACAGAAGCAAAAUUAAUAUUUCGUCUUAAAGUGCGUAGUGUUUUGAUAACAUUCUUUGCGUUUAACAAGCGUGAGAACUUCCGUAGUUGUAAUUUUUUGGUGUAACUGGGUGUUUUAUUAUUAGUUUGUGGGUGCACUGGUAGCUUAAGGUAUAUUUGCAUAGUUAACAGCGCAGUUGCAAUGUGGAUAAUGUCUCAAAGAUACACCCGUAAUAUCUAGUAAAGUAUGUCGCGGCGGUUUACACUUUCGCUUGUUGAAAGCAUAUUGCAACAACUCUCUUCGGGGAUAUGCAGUUAGUUCUUGUAUUUAACAAAGGCAGGCAUUCAAUUAUAAAUAUAAUUAGGCUCGUUGCAGUCUUAUGUUAUCUAAUAGGUACUAGUCGCUUUUGUGAAAUGCAAGAAUACCAGAAAAAUUCCUCAUGUACAUCUUAUCUUGUAUGUAAGUAAUCUGUAACUAGAUCACGGGAAUUAUCUAGUCGUGAUUUUAACUAUAAAAUGGUCAUAAACAAAAGCUUAACCAAAGUCUUAUGCAUUAUAAUAAUUUAUUACUACUACUUAAAUGUAUGUUAUUAAAAGGUUUUGAAUUAACUUGCACUUCGCUAUCGAUGUUGUUAUGUUUGGUAUCGGGUGGUCGGUUAAGUUAACGCAUUAUCGUGAGCUAUUUUAGUUGCGGCCCGGGGUAUCUGGAUACUUAUCAUUCGAGUCCGAUUAGAGGUCAAAUUAUUCUAGAAUACUGAUGAGCGAAUAUUCAUUUAUUACAUUACUGCGAACAAUGCCUUAAUUAACAUUUUUCGGGCUGCGACAUUUGUGGAAUUGUAAUUAAGUAUAAACGUUAAGUUAAUGUGUUUCUUAAUAUGUACCUACUUUAUUAAAUUUGCUUGUUCAUUAUAUAAAUAUGCAGUUUUGUCAUUAGAAAUCGUUGUUAAUGUACUAUAGCAACCUUAACUUAUUAAGAUAUGCCUGGUUGAUGUGUCUUCUGCCCUAGUACCAACGUAGUGUGCAAGUAGACUCGUGACAGUAAAAUAAUUGUGGCGGAAUCGUGAAGGAGAGCGCUUGCGCAGCGAUAUAUUAUGUAGGUACCCGCCUGUAGACUUGUAGUAGUAGUAGUAGUACCUACGCGGGCCGCGCCGCAAACAUUCACCUGGAAAGUAGGUGGAGCGUAGCGCGUACUUACAACGGACUGACUUGUUGCAAUUGCCGGCAACGGUACUAAGAGGUUACGUCACGUUCCGAGUUGUCUAUUUACUCCCAUCAGAGCUCAUCUCGAGUGGAUCGACGUCAGUCCGGCGGUAGAGUUGUUGGCGUAACCGCUAUAAGUACCUAUUGACUCUUAACAAACAACACGUUCAAAUACACGUGUUCCCGGAACAGCUUUCAUUUAAUGAUUCGGCACUAUUGGUAUUCAGUUCAUAAACGAAAACCAAGACACGAAGCGUUCAUCUACUCACUUUCCGAGAAAGUAGGUAUAUUUAUAGAGGUCUAAAGGCCAUCUAGUUUAUUUGCGAUUUGAUUGCUUUCCAUCUCUGUGUUACCUUGGACUUCAUUAAGUAUAUGAAUACCUAUACCUAUAACAGCUAUAAAGUACCUACGUUUUAUAUAAAAAAGCACCUUAAAAAAACAAAUAUUAACAAAGUUGACGCAAGACGGACGGGUUCCGUGUUUUUUGUCUGUUGUUUGUAAAGCAACGCAAUUAGUAUGUACAUGCGAACCAAUAAUAUAAUUUAACCUUUUGAACGCUUUACAUCGUGAACAAAAACGACACUUACACGCCAAGGUAACGGGUGCAAGCGAGCUAAUGUAAACCUUACUUCAAAAGUGUCAAUGUUACUUUGACAGUGUCCGCCAUAACACCUGUAGUUGUCCUUGGCGCUGUGGGCACGACUAGUAACGACGACUUUAGGUGUUCUUGGCAUUCAAAGGGUU
Cydia splendana is the source of this 3339-nucleotide messenger RNA. It is a transcript of the gene Hacd1, whose product is annotated as very-long-chain (3R)-3-hydroxyacyl-CoA dehydratase hpo-8. The transcript has 4 exons. The coding region runs from base 338 to 1033 and encodes 231 amino acids. Gene Ontology annotation, cellular component: endoplasmic reticulum membrane. Gene Ontology annotation, biological process: very long-chain fatty acid biosynthetic process; sphingolipid biosynthetic process; fatty acid elongation. Gene Ontology annotation, molecular function: 3-hydroxyacyl-CoA dehydratase activity. NCBI's taxonomy places the organism in Eukaryota, Metazoa, Arthropoda, Insecta, Lepidoptera, Tortricidae. The record is from RefSeq and is a predicted model, not a curated record.